This is a messenger RNA of Diorhabda carinulata, 2413 nucleotides long. RefSeq lists its product as uncharacterized. The transcript has 4 exons. Bases 202 to 1752 code for a protein of 516 amino acids. NCBI's taxonomy places the organism in Eukaryota, Metazoa, Arthropoda, Insecta, Coleoptera, Chrysomelidae. Gene Ontology annotation, cellular component: cytoplasm. The record is from RefSeq and is a predicted model, not a curated record.
GUUUUGGUUUUAAGGUUAAACUGUCAUAAACGUCAAAAAGAAAAUGAACGUUUCUAUUUCAGUAUCUAGACGAUUCCAAUGAAAAUAUAUAAAUUUAGUUAGUUGACAAUUAUUUGUGUUGAAUUUUUUAUAAAGAAUUAGAACUAUUUCAACGCUGUAGUGGUAAAUACGAUUUAAUUUAACGUCUUUUGUCGCGAUACUAUGGUAAAAAUGGAGAAUUGCUGUUUACCAGAAAACAGUUAUAGAGAUUUAUGGCAAAAAAUAGGAAGAUGCCAUUUGAGUUUUCUUGAAUUAGAGGAAAGCAAUGAAAAAAUUUAUCAAAGAAACAAAUUAGAAGAAUACAUUCACGAUUUUUUGUGUAUUUCUGAGCAUUACAAUAAAUUCAGUUUUCACGAAACUAGUGAGGUAUUUGAGCUAUCGGCAGCUUAUAAAAAAGAUUAUAAAGCAGCAAUGGGUUUUAACGCUAUACAAAUGUACGCUGGUAAUUUAUUAGCACAACCAUGGAGAAAAGAGUAUCGGCAAUUGAAAACUUAUUCCGGUUUUUAUAAACAUCAAGUAGAAGCUAAUUUGGUUGGUGCAGAAAAAAUGUUUGAAGCUAUGGGUUACAAAUCUUGCGGGGAAGGUUUAUUAAUCCUCGACGCUCCUGUUUGUCCUGAUAGAGUAUCUGCUAUAUCAAUGGAUUGUAUAAUAGCUUAUGUAGAAUGUCAGAUAUCAAAAGCGAUAUGGGACGAAGUGUGUAGAACAUUUAAAAUAUCGUGGUUAGAAGUUUUAGAAUUUCGAAAAAAUCAUAUUUGUAGCCCAGAACAAUGCGCUAACGCACUAAAAUGUAGACAUCAUCAACGACAGUAUCAAGAACACAACGUUUAUCAAUCGGUUCGAUGUCAAAGUAUUCCAGCACCUUUAGUUUCUCCAAUGGUCCCCACGAAUCAUUCUUUCCCCCCAGUUAGUACACAUCAUCACGUAGGACUUCCUCUACAACAAGAUUAUAUGGUAAACGGGGGUUAUCCUAUAUACACAGUUCCAUAUAAUUGUAUUAAUAACGAUUAUUUAUACAACGUCCCCGUUCCUGUAAAUAACGUUUAUUCAGGAGAUGUAGCGUUAAUACCAGUUGAAUCGAACUCGAAUUCUUCAUAUGAUGUAGUGGAUACCAGAACUAGAACCGCUAAGAAAUUAGUUGAAACCGAAUACGAAACAACAACCGAACAAAAAGAUUCCCGGUUGGAGGAAUGGGAUUACGUAUACAAGAAUCUCGAAAGCCAAGGUUAUAAUAAAGAUUUAGGAGAACGAGGGGAUUUAUUGAGUCCAGUUAUUAGUAAACAACAAAAGGAAAUUAAAAAAGUGAAGCAGACUAAUCUCGAUGAGGUUGUUAAUAAUUUGAGCAUCUACGAUAGACCUUUGAGGGUGAGCGAUGUACCGAAGAAAUGUCAGAAGGUUAACGAGGCCGCGAAGCUUCCCCCCAAAGAAAAACCGGUCGAAAAGAAACCGAAAGAUGAGAAAAGUAUGAAGAAGAAGAUUAUAUCGAAAGUUGUAGCCGAAGUAAAAGAAAAAUGGACUUGUAAAGCUUGUACUUUCUUGAAUGAAUCGGCGAAAUGUAUUUGCGAAAUGUGCGGGAAAAGUAAAAACGUUAAGGACGAAACUCCAAUCGAAGUCGGAGGAGCUGAAUGCAGUAAAUGUACUUUAGUUAAUUCGAAGAAUAUGCAACAGUGCGAGGCUUGCGGAACUAAUUUGGAGGGAUCGCCGACUUAUAUAUGAAAAAUUCGUUUUUUUUUUCAAAAAAUUUGAGAUUCAUUUUUUGAGUAUUUCAACUGCUUUCGAUUUGAUUAUGCGUAUUUAGUGUGAUUCGGAAAAUUAGACGAUUCUAUUUAUACUUAUUUGAUCCCAUUUGACGAAAAAGUGUGUAUUCAAGGGUGUUUGUUAGUUUUUGUAGGGUAAAAAUGUUUAACCGUGCAAAUAACACCCUUGUUAGCAAAGAAAAACGUCUUAACCUCACUUUGACGAUUCUUUUCCAGUUUCGGUUGAUCUGAUUUUAGCUUCAAUUUUUUCGAAAAAAAAAAAUUAUUUUCCAAAUUACGUACAUUCAAGUCACUUAUUAUGACGUGGAAUAUUGAAAAAUUGGGUUUUUACAUUUAAAUAUUUUUUAAACUGAAUGUUUUGUUGACGAUAUUUUCAUAAUAAUACAGUUUCUCCUUUGGCUUUUUAAAUUAACAAUAUUAGAAGAAAUUUUAAACUUUAAAGUAGGUGGAAUGAAAUUUGCUUUAUUUUUGAAAAUUGUUUCAUAUAUAAACGUAACAAAAAAAUCUAUGACUAUUUUUUUUAAUUAUACAACACUAUAUUUCACAUUUUCUCAUUAUUACUGUUGCCGAUACAGUUACUUUUCACAUUAUUUAUUUUCAAAAUAAAUUUUACAACUUAA